Messenger RNA from Aphis gossypii (cotton aphid), 2274 nucleotides. RefSeq lists its product as uncharacterized. The transcript is spliced from 3 exons. The record is from RefSeq and is a predicted model, not a curated record. NCBI's taxonomy places the organism in Eukaryota, Metazoa, Arthropoda, Insecta, Hemiptera, Aphididae. The coding region runs from base 46 to 2274 and encodes 742 amino acids.
UUAUUAUUAUUAUUUUAAAACGUUGUUUGUAUUACAUUCUCGAAAAUGUUUAACUGUACAACCUGUGGAAAAGUGUACGCUCAUAAGCGUGGUUUGAACAGACAUGUCAAAACUCACGAUGGAUCGGUGAUUUCGUGUGGAAUAUGCCUCAAGAUAUUCACCCGCCGAGACAAACUCAGCAUCCACGUACAAAAUUGUCAUAAGAUCGUUAAAAACACUCCCGAAUUUCACAGCGCUGUACGAGUAGGUGGUUCAAUGGGUCGCGCAUCAGUCAUAAACUGGGCACCACCGCCCACUACCCCGUACGCUCAACCAAAUGUUUCGACUCCGACGGACAUCUCGACUAGCCGCCGCUGUGCGGACACAUCUAUUCCCCCGCCUCAAGCCUCAUCUUCAUCGUCCUCCCGCACACCGGUUAUCGUUUCCCCACCACCCGCACAGACUGUCGUUGGCGGAACAGUCGCAAGAUCCCUCGCGACCACCGCACUACCACUUUCACUUUCACCACCGUCCUUCGAGGAAGGCGAGUCUCACACGGAAAAUACUAGUAAAAACAUCAAACGUAAAAAGGCGCGUAUGCAAAAGGUUAAUACGCCGGGCUUUAUCGAAAUCGAGUCAUCGCAUAAACGGGCGAUCGUAUGGUAUUUUAGGAAGAACGUUGAUAACGUAGCCAGUUAUCGCGCAUUCCUCAAUUCGAUAGAGUCCGAAUUAAUCGCAAAAUUACGCGAGUGCGUGCAUAUUAACCCGAUAAAAUAUAACCUGAAAUUAGAGGCCACAUACGUAAUACCGAACUUGGACAAUUCUGCUCAAAAUCGCGCGUUUAAAACUUCGGCCCGUGAAUUAUACGGGCACAGUAAUGUCGAACGUUUGGUCGACCGCGAUUUCGCAGCGCUCCAGGCCGAAGAGGAUUGUUACGCCGGAAAGUAUAGUGGAUUUUCCUUAUCGUGUAUCGACGGAUUGCUCUUGGGUGUGUACGAGUACACACCCAUGGGGGGAUCGUCGUACUUACCGUUGCCGGAAAGUAUUCUGAACCGGAAGGCCGUUAUCAACCCUCAAAAUAUUGACCGGCAAUGUUUUAAGUGGGCGAUCCUCGCCAAACACGUAGCACAUGACAAUCGCGUGAUAGUAGGCGCUAAUUAUACGAGGGAAGAACACCGAUAUGACUUUUCUGCUUUAUCGACCCCCACCCCCGUGUCGGAGAUAAAGUUAUUUGAAAAGUCUAACCCUGGGACGAGCGUCAAUUUAUACGGCGUGAGAAAUAGCGAAAAACAUAAUAAUAAUAAAAAUAAAAAAAAUAAAAAGUCGUCCACGCAAUCUGUCGCGUACCCACUGCACAUCGCGGAUGAAGAAAAGCCAGAUCAUUUCGACCUGCUCUUAAUCACCGGGAAGGAUGGUGACAACCAUUAUGCGUUCAUUUCGAAUUUUUCGCGCCUAGCCAGCCCGCAAAAAAAUAAUCACCAACAUCGAUUAUUUUACUGCAAACGGUGCUUCGCCAGUUUCGAGGAUCGUCCAUUAAAAUAUAAAUUACACGGAAAGCGAGCGCUGGCCCAGCACCGUUUACUGUGCGGCGUGCACAAACCGGUUGUACCUUUGAUGCCGAAAGAGGGAGAUACUCUGGAAUUCGAGGCGUGGUGUAAAACGGAACGGCUACCAUUCGUAGUGUAUGCCGACUUCGAAGCCUUACUCCUGAAAACGGACCGGAAACAAGGUGUCAAUACAACGGCGAUACACACACACCACCCCAUGAGCUACGGGUACCAUGUUGUCGCGGCGGAGGGAGUACCAAUAGAGUUGUUUGACCAGUUUGACAUACCGAGGGUUCCUGUCAUUUUCCGUGGCUCGGCGACCGAGGACGACGUAGCCAAGCGUUUCGUCCGUGACGUUCUCAAUGUAGCUGAUAAAAUAGCCCGAUUGUAUAAGGAAGUCAAUGUGCCGAUUAUUAUGAGUGUUGAGGAUUGUCGUGUGCAUGGCGGAAAGAUUACGUGUGACUUGUGCAGUUGUGCGUUUAGCGAACGCAACUGUAAAACUGCACACCACGACCACUUGUCUGGACGUUUUUUAAAAACGUUAUGUAACACGUGCAAUCUUAAGUUGAAAACACCAAAAUUCGUACCUUGCUUCCUACACAAUCUGUCUAACUACGACGCGCAUUUCAUCGUGACAAAUUUAGCGAACGACGGCGACACUAACCGAAUAUCUGUUAUCGCAAACACCGAAGAGAAAAUAUUUCGUUUUCGAAGUAUAUUAACAACACGUUCUCCGUCAGGUUUGUAG